AUGCAGCGUCCGUUUGAGAUUGUCAUCCCCGGGGAUGGCAGCUCGUCGUAUAAUGCAGCGCGACGACUGCCCCGUCCGCUCUCUGUGGACGCAGCACUGCAGUUCUCGCCGAUGACGAGUGCGCCGAUAUUUGGCCUGGACUCAAUCCUGCGGCCGGAUAUCGAGCAGCCCUCACUUGCCAACUGGGCGCGCACCUACGACUCCCACACCGCCGGCAGAUUAGUAGACGCCCUGGACAACGAAACACAAGCAAGCUCUACAGACUCAACCCAUGUCGAGACCGUCCGGAAAAACAUACAGAACCUGCUGAUAGGCGACGGCCUGGGGGGUGAAGGCCUGACGAAGAUUCAAUUUAAGGUGCCGCCGCGGGCAAGUCAACCUCAUCUCUCCCAGAAGACCCAGACGCCACCAACGAACGUGGAACUCACGGCUCACGAGCGGCUUGGGCCUUUCGCAAAAAUGAUACUGGAUACCAUAAACGUCCCCUACAGGUUCGCAGACCCGUCGCCUAGCUCUCCUAGUCCGCUGAAGCAAGCUCCUCGAGUAAAACCGUCCACCGUUCCGGAUGUGUCUAGCCGGGAUAUCCGUGAUGCCGGUGAUAAAGCGAUCCCAGGGAAUCAGCUACAGGGUAUAGCAAUGAAACCUGUUAUCCUUGUUCCAGCUUUACCCGACUCUUCACAACUGAGCGAGUACGAACAUAUUCCAGAUACCGCUACCAAGCGGCAGCGGCCAUCACCAUCUAUGCAACAAGUGGAAUCGAUCAAGCUUCGGGACCAGAGGGAAGUGAUAAAUACUGCAGUUGCGAAUUUACAGUCUCUUCUACAGGAUGUAUUUGAGAGCGAAGAUGAGCUGCAACUCGAAAGCUCACAAGGCCAAGUACAGAACGCCAAUAAAUAUUUCAACCCCAUGGAUACCGUAGAGGAUAGCAGGCCGGCGUUAUCAUCCGAGGCCCAUAGGCAGCUCCAAAAGGCAUUCCGGAGUGUAUCUGGAUAUGGGAAACUUAGCGAUAUCCCAAACGAAUUUAUAACGCGUGUCCAGAAGCUCUGUGAAGGCCCGAUCAUGGCUGCUCAGUCAGCUGAUAUCACGGUGGAUGGUGAUAUGUCAGAUACCAGCGUGGAGAGUUGGGCUAGACAACUGGGAGACCUAGAAAACGCAUUGCUCGCGAUGGGAACUCUCCUCCACACAAUGGCUGGUCGCACCGACGCGAAGGAGCUCUGCUCAGAGGACAUGAUACAGCUUAUUCCAACAGCACUAAAUCAUGUUUUUGAGCAUUGUAUCAUACCGGCAGUUGAAUGUAGGUCAAAUGGCAAAGAUGCAGCUCUGUUCAGCCGAUUCUCAAGCCAGAAGCAGGCAAUAUCAAGUUUAACCCAACAGUCAAGGAAAAUCUUGUCUCAACUCGGUGUAUUCCUCUCCGCCGUUGAUCUUGUUGAAGGAGCAAUCACAGCAAUGGAAUUUAUGGCUACCAAGCUAAUAUUCGUUGAGAACGCCCAUCAUGAGAAAGAUUCCACGAUUGGGGUUCAAAAAUAUGAAUCAGUUAGACGAUGCGCGAUGGACAUGCUUGCAAAGAUAUUUGCCAAGUACUCUGAGCAGCGAUCAUUUAUUCUUGACGAGAUUCUGGUGUCUCUAGAAAAGCUACCUUCUACGAGACAGAGCGCAAGACAAUUCAAGCUAACAGAUGGCAAAAGCAUCCAGCUGCUUUCUGCAUUGGUUGUACAGCUUGUCCAAACCACUGCACUCAGGAAUUCUUCACCAAACGCAGCCAAAUCUAAAUUGCGACCGUCCAAGCAGAACGAUGAGGAUUCAGACGACGAUGAAUCGGAUUCUGAAAAUGAAGCCGAAGCCUCACCGUUUAUAAGUCUCUCGAGGCAGGUGGACCAGGCCCAUGAUAAUGCGGUACGCAGUGCGCAGUAUAUUACUAGAUUUAUUGUACAGCGAGCUAUGACUUCGACAAAAACUGGAGAUCAGCCAUACAGAAAUAUCCUAGAUUUAUUUACGGAAGACUUGAUAAGUAUACUGGGCUCCUCAGAGUGGCCCGGUGCCGAACUUCUCCUACGUGUCCUGGCUUCCCAAAUGGUGGGAAUAGCAGAGCAUGACAAAAGUACGGCCAACGCAAAGAAUAUGGCCUUGGAGCUUCUAGGCUGGAUGGGAUCCGCAAUAUCAGAUUUGACUUCUACUGCCCAACACCUGAAUAACUCGAUGGACGAAGGCGACUCUGAGUUGACAGACUAUACAAGACAGUUGUUCGACAAUCAUAUAAGUCGCUCAUUGCAUGUCCAAGACUUGGUCGUUCGCGAUGGUCCUUAUCGCAUUGCUCUUGAGUACCUUAACACCAAGGAUGUUGCAGGUUCACACCUACAAAGUGCGCGAGACUACCUUCUUACCGCAUGGGCCAAGACUGCAUGUACCAUCUACUGCGAGUCCGCUCAGACCGAGAACCUAUCUCGCAACUCGUCUGUUAGAAAGCUAGCCACGUCAUUGAGAAGCAUGAUUUCCGAUCCUCAAUGGCUUGAGCAGCAUAGACAAUUCGAUACCAUCUCAACUCAGCAAGCUCGAAUCGCUUACCUGAUCGUUAUUUUAAGCAGUGGUUUUUGCAAGGCAUUUGACACAAUUGUUAAAGUCUUACUAAGCUCGAUUUCUAGCGAUCAAGCGAAAGUGAGGAGCAGAAGUUUGAAGAGUGUGAUUCACAUGCUUGAACGCGAUCCAAGCUUGCUCGACCGAGAUGACUCUAUCAUGGACUUGAUUCUCAGAUGCGCUGCUGACUCGUCGCCAAUGGUUCGCGACUCUGCUCUUACGUUAACUGCUCGCUGCAUAUCGCUCAAACCAGCAUUAGAGACGGAGUGUUGUCGUGCAAUCUUAGCGUGUGCCUCCGAUCCAACUGUCGGUGUUCGAAAACGGUGCAUCGGUUUGAUGAAGGAUGUAUACACCGCGACCGCGAACCAGGAAUUAAAGAUUUCAAUUAUAGAGCAAUUGCUAAAACGCGUGCAAGAUCACGAAGCAAAUGUGGCGACAUUAGCACGGCAAGCUCUGGAAGAGCUCUGGCUGUCACCCCUUCAUGCGUCUGCAGAUAGUUUUGAUACACCGCAGGCUAAGGUAUCACUUGCAGAAUUGGUCGCUCUUUUCAUAGGUGCAGUACAGCGGGGUGAUGAGGUAGUGGCCAAUCUUGAAUCAUUCUUCAAAACGGUCCUGCACUCGGAUUCUAAAUCCUCGUCACACAAUUUUAAAAUCUGCAAGGCGGCGGUUGCAACUCUGUUUGGAAACGUGGUGCAUGGUUCCGACAACGUUGAUCAACGAUCUCUGCAAUCUCACCUACGGACGUUGACGGUGUUUGCGAAGUCAAAUGCUAGACUCCUGACACCAGAUCAGCUUGAGACUCUCCAUCCAUAUAUUGGGCACCUGUCCAGUACCGACGAUCUUCUUCUAUUCCGCUCUGUGGUAGUCAUUUAUCGCUGUGUGCUUCCGCACCUUUCAGCUGCUCACAACAACCUACUGAAGGAGAUUCAAAAUGACCUCUUCAAGAGUGUCUCCAAGCUAGCUAGGACUGAACUAAAUGAAGUCAUGGCCUGUCUCUGGACAAUAAACGGGGUUUUACAAAACACUGAACGGUUGGUCAAGCUUACGAUAUCCGUCCUCAAGGGUAUCUAUCAAGCAUCUAAUACCAAACUUGACGCAUCCACGAACGGCGAUGCGCUUGGUCGAGUUAGAAGCUACAUAAGAAUUGCUGGUUGCGUCGGAAAGCAUUGCGACUUGGAGAAGUUCACUUCUUUCUUUGCUAAAGCAUUCCCCAAAUCCAACACCGAAUCUGUUUCUGGACUCAUGGUAGAGUUUAUAUCUCUCUUCACAUCCUCUGCCUACCCCCACGAACUAAGGGUCAUGGCGUUGGAGAGCUUGGGUUCGAUAUGCGAGACUUGGCCAGAACAAUAUGGUAAAGAGAAAGCUAGGAUGGCGUUUUCUUCUGUGUUCAAGGAAGACAGCGGGGAUCUUCAAGACAUUGUCCUCAAAACAUUCCUCACUUUUUUCUCUAUCCAUGAAGGCAAAUCAGAAAAAUUCGUCAAUACCAUUGAUGCAAAUGGCGAGAAUGCUGACACUAGCCGGCUUGGAGGAUCUUUGAAAGCCAAUGCAAAUGACGGUGCUGCAGCGUUAAUCGCACAAAAUUUCCUUCCACAUAUGCUUCAUGCCGCUAUGUCGAAACAGGAUUCCUUCGCACUCACCGCAAUUGAGUUAAUUGCAAGCAUCAAUCGCCAGGGUCUCAUCCAUCCGAAGGAAUGUGCAGGCGUGCUGGUAUCUCUAGAAACAUCCCCAAAUUCAACUAUUGCUAGCACAGCCUACGAUAUCCACAAAAUGCUUCAUCAGCAACACGAGUCUAUGUUUGACCGUGAAUAUAUGAGAGCGAUCCAGGAUGCCUUCUACUACCAGAGAGACGUAAUUGGUGAUCCAUCCGGUGCAUCAUCUCGACCGUUUACCCCGAAGCUCUCCCUACUAUUCGAUAUUAUCAAACUUAGCAACAGCAAGUACCAGAAGAAAUUUCUUACGAACUUUUGUUCUAAAGCAAAUUUCGAGCUGAAGAAGUUAGAUGUCUCUGGAACACCUCCCGAAUAUCUACUGCUUACAAGAUUCGUUUGUCAGAACGUUGCAUUUUUUGACUACGCGCAAGUGGCAGAGCUCCUAGCCGCAAUUUCCUGCAUGGAACGCAUCGUGGGAACUACCGGAACGGCCGUGGCACAUUCGAUAGAGACAGAAGUUCUCUCUGUGAGAGUGGUGGGGAUGGCUGAAUCAUCAGAACCACAACAGGGGGAACCCAAUCAUAUGCCUCCCCCAAUCAAUGCGGAUGUUUUAAAGCGCCUCGCUACAGCUGCUGCUGGACUAUCGAUGUUAUGGGAAACGAGGUCCUAUCUACGCCGUCUCUACAACCUAAACUUCCACGCACUACAAAAAGAGGGCAAAAUUGCUACGAAAGAGCUGAAUAAACCUGCGACCAAGCUGCCCGGAGUCUCAGGUGAUCGGGUCUGGGAGGCAAUAGCACGGAUUAUGCGAUCCUUGGACACCGUGGACUCGAUGAUCAAUAUCUGCCGCGAGUUUUCUACCUUGAUGUCAGUAGACGAGGAGCUUAAGAUUGCGGGUGACGAUGACCGAGGCAGCCCUGACCCAUUUGCCGACGUAAAUGACAUGAGCAACGUCAUUGGCGCCGCAACAAGGCCAGGAAAACGAAAGAGCUCCGUUUCUAGCGCCACAACUCCCAAGAAGAAGGCGAGAGGUAAGCCAAAACAGGGCACUAAAUUCCCUAGUGCAGACUCCGGGGAGGACAGCGAUCUUGACUGA
Messenger RNA from Arthroderma uncinatum, 5316 nucleotides. RefSeq lists its product as uncharacterized. The transcript is spliced from 5 exons. The record is from RefSeq and is a predicted model, not a curated record. Gene Ontology annotation, biological process: establishment of mitotic sister chromatid cohesion; regulation of gene expression; establishment of protein localization to chromatin. Gene Ontology annotation, molecular function: chromatin binding. Gene Ontology annotation, cellular component: Scc2-Scc4 cohesin loading complex. Bases 1 to 5316 code for a protein of 1771 amino acids. NCBI's taxonomy places the organism in Eukaryota, Fungi, Ascomycota, Eurotiomycetes, Onygenales, Arthrodermataceae.